Molecule: messenger RNA, 1820 nt
Organism: Hydractinia symbiolongicarpus
Lineage: Eukaryota; Metazoa; Cnidaria; Hydrozoa; Anthoathecata; Hydractiniidae
Product: progressive ankylosis protein homolog
Exons: 13
Coding region: 253-1692 (479 amino acids)
Biological process (GO): phosphate ion transmembrane transport
Cellular component (GO): membrane
Molecular function (GO): phosphate transmembrane transporter activity
Source: RefSeq, a predicted model, not a curated record
UUUGAGUGGAAGACUAAGUUCUUGAAAACGCUUAUAACCUUUCAUAUAAUUAUAAUUGUUUAUGCAUGUUGUUGUUGUUGUUGUUUUGUUAAUAAUUCAAAACUUCUGUUAAAUCUUUUUAUGUAUUUCUUAUUUCGUUUCCAAAAUUUCUUACAAUUGUUGUUCCUAUUCACUUUCGGCACGUUUUUAAAUAUAGACCAAUGAACGUUUUAGCCUAAAGAACACUUGUGGAAAAAUUAUUUUAUAUCCCAAAUGGAAAUGCUUAAGCACCCAUAUUGGAAGUUAGAAAAAUUUAUCGCUCCUCUAGCCUUUACAGUUGUCGCGCAAGAUUUAGCUGAACAGGCUUUGAAUAGGAGUUUGGCGUCUUCAACAAACGCGGUGGUAGAACUAGCAAGUUUUGGGAUAGCAUUCAAAAUAUUACAACUUUUUACUGGCGCUGUUGAAGAUUUGAAAUAUGUUAGUGUUGUCUUGUUGAGAUGUCAAAAAGAUCGGAAGAAAAUCAUCUUGUUUUCCAUUCUUUUUACUUUCAUGUCAUUCAUUACAAUGAUUGUUGUCGGUUUUACGCCUCUCGGUAAUGUAAUUAUAACCGAUCUUCAUGGUGUUUCUGAAGAAGUGACAAAAACUGCAACUAAAAUGAUAUAUAUGUUUUCUGUGUACCCUUUCCUUGAUGCUCUGGCUUGGAUCCACACUGGGAUUCUUAUUAAACACAAGUACAGUUUUGUAUGUGGUAUCUCCUCUAUCUCUGACGUCACUGUUCAGGUUGUUACUGUUGUAGCCAUUCUCCAAACCAACUUUAAUGACGUCAUCUAUAUUCCACUGAUAGCUAUUUAUGCUGGUGUUAUUACGAGACUGGCAGUGCUUCUAGUUGCGUAUUAUAAAUAUGUUAAUCACGUGAUACCUGAAGAAGAGCAUGAUGCUGAGAUGUCUCGGUUAACUUUCAAGAAUAUAUUAAACAUCUGGACACCACUGAUGACAUUCCGUUUGUGUCAACGCGUCAGCCGUCCGCUGAUUAACCUUUUUGUCGCAAGGGACAGACGUGAUGGUUUUACACAACAAAAUGGAACACAGGCGCUGGCAGUUCUUUCCGUUAUCUGGCCACUGUGUCAAAUUCCUUAUCGUUGGUUGGACGAAGUGAAGGUGUUGGAAUCAACUUUUGCUAAGACAUCUGAAGAAACCAACGAUUCGAAAUCAGUAAAAAGAAUCAGAAGUUUUGGAUUCUUUCAGUUCUUAAUAUCUUCUUUGAUCGCUGUAACAAUGUUUUGGAUUCCUGGUGCUGCGAAUUUUUUUCUUAAAAAUAUUAUAAGUGUCGACGACGAAUUUGUUUCUCGUUGUAUCGUACCGCUGAAAAUACUAGCAAUCAUCCCCCUACCUGUUAUCUUUCGCACGUUAUCAACUGGUUGGUUACUUCAUGUGAAACGCACCUCUGCGUUGUAUCCUAGUGUGAUUGGUAAACUUGGUUUAACACUUAUUAUGUUGGUGUUGCUUCCGAGAGCGGGUCUACAUGGUGCUGUGAUGGGGUCUACUGCACUGGUCACUGCAGCUAUGUUGGAAGCAGGGCUGGUUGUUCUAGCUGCAGGCUAUGUGAAAAUAAAAAGGCGGAGAAAAGAAAAACAGUGCAAAUCAACAGAGUUGACCGAAGAUGAACUUAAAGAUGAAAACACGCCCAUUAUCCAGUACACAAGCGCCUUGUAAAACAAAACGCUUCGACAAGGUCCACGUGAUGCUGAAAUUGUGACGUAUUUUAUGUGCACAGCCAGAAAACGCUUCUUCUUUGUUUUCUGCGAGAAGUAAAGAGAUUUCUGGAAAUCUUUAUUUUUUUU